Molecule: messenger RNA, 489 nt
Organism: Hyaloperonospora brassicae
Lineage: Eukaryota; Oomycota; Peronosporomycetes; Peronosporales; Peronosporaceae
Source: the annotation of a GenBank genome assembly
AUGAGCGCCCUCUUCGAACGAAAAGUCAAGGCCCCGGUCCUGAAGCUGCUCAAGUCUGGCGCUUCUCCGAGUAGCAUCGCACUGGCCAUGGCCUUUGGCGUCUCCGGUGGCAUUUUCCCCGUCCCUGGCGUCACCACUGUGCCCGUGAUGGCGGCCAUCUUUCUCUUCCGCCUGAACCCCGUGGCUGCUAUGCUCACCAACUAUCUUGUCACGCCACUCAACAUUGCGUCCAUCCCCGUCUUCAUCUACUACGGUGACAUUAUGUUUGGAGAAGGGGAUGGAGACAGCGGGUUUGCCAUGAGUAGCUUCAUGGAGGACGUCAAGAAGGACACGAUCAAGACGCUGCUCCUCUUUCGCUUCACGCUCUUGCAUGCCAUCUACAUCUGGCUGCUCGCUAUGCCCCUGGUCACACUCGCUGUCUAUAGCGUGCUUACACCUGUUCUACGUCGCGUCAUGCCGAAGACCAAGAAUGAAGGCAAGCACGCAUAA